AGUGCUCGACCAAGUAGUGCCAGCCUAGAACUGAUAUAUCUACGACAGACCCUUGUUCUACUACAAGUCGCAAGUCGUUCAUCACUUUUGGUUAUGGGCCAAAAGUUCAAUGCAGUAUUCGAAGCUAAGAGCACAUGGAGACAGGCCAUCCCCUCAAUAUGCUGCCGUACACACACAAGAUGUAGUCGAUUGCAUCGUUUCGUGCGUGUACGGUGACCGAGGAUAUAACGGCGGGAUUGAAGCUGUGAAAGCCUGUUCGUUGACCUGCUGGACCUGGUACAACGCUUCACAACGCUUCAUCCUGCAAAGGAUCAGCAUUGUCUGCGAGGAGGGCGCCUCCGAUUUCACACGUCUUCUUCGCAAGAAACCAAGUACAUAUGCAUUUAUCACCCAUCUCAAAAUCUCGAAUAGGCCCCCCGGGUCGAACAAGCUGCUUGUCGAUCUAAAGUUACCCUUUAGACCGACACGUUCAGGACAAGGAAUGGUCUUUCCUCGAGCUGCACCUUGGCUCAGUCAUCUCAUUACGGACGUUAUCCGACUGCCACGACUUCGCAAACUUCAUCUCGAUGGGAUGAUCACAAGAAACAUCUUGAACAUUCCUUUUGUCCAAGUAUCGAAGACUCUGCGCAAGCUGAAGUUCCAAAGCAGUAUGGUCUGGUCGCAAGACCUUCACGAUAUCUUUCUCUGUUUCCCUUACGUUGAGCGAUUGGUAUUGCUCGACUCAUCAUUCAACAUUACUGGUACUCAUUCUCAACACGACCGUGCAACUACCUCUCCAUCGAUACAGGCACUUGCGUGCGCAUUCACACCUCGUCUAGGACAAGCAUCGAGCCUACGGAGAUUUAUCUCUUGGCUAUUGUCUGCCAAUAUCACCCACGAUUUGAGACUGUUAUCGGUCGCUGUGGGCGGAAAAGAAGACCUUCUUCAGGCUGCAACAUUGUGCCGAUCAAUUGGUCCUCAACUCCAAUAUUUCGCACUUAGCUUUGCAUUCUAUUAUCUCAAAGAUAUAAUUCAUAUCAGCAAUUUCGAUCUAUCAAAUCUCGUCCGUCUCCGCACGUUACAACUCUUUUUCCCAGCAGAUAGUAUCUGUGCAGAAACAUGCGCCAUCUUAGCCACGAUAUCUUCUGACGUCUUCUCUCAUCUGGAACUCCAUCUUCACAUCUUGACAGAACGCCCGGUGGACGUGUCCCACCUUUCAAUAAUUUCACAGUGCUCAUUUGUCUGUUGCCUCAAGACGCUUCUCAUCAUUGUUCGCAUCGGCAAUGCGCUCUCGAACCCCGAGGCGCUUUUUCAAACAAUGAAGCAUGAUAUCGAAGUUUCGCUAAGUGCUUUACAUCGGAAGGGCAUCGUCAGAGUAAGCAGGACGUCGUAGGAAAUGACGUUCUUCAGCACUUGCCUGGUCACUGGGCAUGGUUUGCACUCGCCAUGUGCACGUAUUUCACAUGGAGACGGCCGGACAUAGAGCUCUAGGGGAUUGGAGGGUGAUCUAAGCCUAAGACAACCUUCGGAUGGGGUGGCGAGAUACUUAGAGUCCUAAUGGAACACAGCAGUCUCUGUAAUGAUGAUGAACGGCGCGGCAUCCGUUUUGUAGGCAUUCAGUUUCAAAAGCCAUGGGUGGAAGAUAGAAACGCUUGUACAAUUGCCAACACUAUUAUAAGUCAAACAUCUUUCGACCGAUAGACCUCAGUUCCCUUUGGGGAA
Somion occarium is the source of this 1701-nucleotide messenger RNA. The record is from the annotation of a GenBank genome assembly. Lineage: Eukaryota; Fungi; Basidiomycota; Agaricomycetes; Polyporales; Cerrenaceae.